AUGAGGAGAUUCGCAAAGCUUGGUGAUCGCAUCAAGAUUGUUGCCCAUCGGCACCAUGCCGACAAGACAGGCGCAUCCAGCAGCGCGCCCAGUCAAGGGGAGCCUGAUCAUGGCGGCGCUGUCGAGCAAGGGCAUGCCUCCUCCGGCCAUGCUCCGACGCAAGCGAACCGCCCCUCGGAGACCUCCACCCCCGAAUCCAAUACAGUGGAAGGAAUCGACGGAAAUGAGCCGACCGUUGAGGUGGCCACGGUGACGGCGGAACCCCGCACCACUGCUCCGACGACGAUUCCGCCAAUCUCAGAGCUCUGGGACGAGGCGUACGACGAACUGAAAUGUCGUAAUACUGAGUUGGUUGAAGAGUAUGAGGCUCUGAUUACAGGCUCUACAGACGCGAGCGCUCGGGACGAACGACACCGAAAGAUAUGGAAGUUCAAGUUCAUGGAUCACCAGUUCAUGGUCAAGGAUUUCGUCGCGCCAGUGAUAAGCAUCGUUGCGAUGGCAAAGGACUAUGUCGGCGAGGCUGUAGAGCCCUCUCCCGCGGCGUCGAUUGCGUGGACUGGUGUGUGCUUGCUACUGCCUCCAUCGGUCAACUAUAACGAGGCCCGCAAAAAAACAUGGCAGCCAGACCACCGCAUGGCUGGUAGAGGAGAGCACAGAAUUUGCAGACUGGAAGAGCAGGGCCAACUCUCUUCUGUGGAUUCAUGGCAAAGCUCGUCCGUUAUUUCCCAUAUCCAAGAUGCCUGCAAAGACGACCCGCACAAGGCACUGGCCUACUUCUAUUUCAGCUUCGCCAAUGAGAAAAAGCAGACCAGAGGCGGCAUGCUCCGGUCCUUGAUCCGGCAGCUCUGCGGCAGCCGGCCGGACAUACCCGAACAGCUGCGAGAGCUCCGGCGGCUGCGCGACAUGAACCACGAGCCUGAUGAAGGGGAGCUCGAAGAGGCCCUUCGGGCGACGUCGCAGGGCUUUUCGGAAGUGUUUCUCGUCAUCGACGCUCUCGACGAGUGUCCGACCACGGGAGACGAGCGGCGCGGGCUCCUGAAACUGCUCUGCCGGGUGCACGGGUGGGGGCUGCCCAGUCUUCAUCUGUUCAUCACUUGCCGGUUUGAGCGGAACAUCUCGCAAACCUUGGCGCCGCUGUUCUGUCAGCUGUCGGCCGUCAUAAUUCCCCUGGACCAGCGUCCACAGGAGGUCAACAAUGAUAUCAAGACCGUCAUCGAGGCGGAACUUGCUUCGUCGACGUUUGAGUCUUGGCCACAGGAGACGAAGGACAAAGCUAGGGCAACUCUGGUGGAAAAGGCCGACGGGAUGUCACCCUUUUCGAGCCUCUUUCUCUCCCAUUUCUCUGUCAAGGAGGACCUGAUGUCUGAGCGCCUCAAGAACGGCCCGGCUGCCGAGUUCGCACUUGGGAACAUGACGGUCCACCGCCUGGUCGUCGAAUCUGCUCUUGCAUACAUGUUAUGCGCCAGCACGGAUAUAUUCCGCGUAAAGACAGACUAUGGAAUCGAUUCGUGGAGCAUCUUAUUCCCUUUGUGGAAUCUUGCCACCUCAACGGGUUGUCAAGCCCUCAAAAUUGCGCUGUCUGAACACGGGGCCCAGGGCCUCGAAACUCUGGUAAAACAGGUUUUCGCACCCGGGAGCCGCGCGCUCGUCUGCCUCGCCGAAGACCGCGGUUGGGGAGCGGAGGUAAACACGGUAUUUGAGAGCUACGCGGGUGGCACAGCCUUGAAUGCCGCCUGUGCGAACGGCUUCACAUCCAUGGUCAAGCUGCUCCUUGAGAGUGGAGCCGAUCCGUACCUUGUCAGCAUCGACAUCCCCUGCGCAUUAAUCGUUGCCACGCAGUUUCCGAAUGAGGAUAUUUUUGAGCUUCUUCUGCAAGACCCCCGAGCAAUGGAAUACUGCAGGGCCAACGACCUGUUCCCGCUAAACUCCUUAUGCAGAGAGGUACAUGAUACUACAAUAGAUCAUGGUACCUUUCUGGAGGGGUUCAGACCAGUCGUCAAGCUCCUAAUCGAGCACGGAGCCAACAUCAAUGGGCGCGAUAAAUAUGGCUUGACGCCCCUGUAUUGGGUCGCCAGAUGCUUGAUCUACCUGGACAGUAGGGUGUCGCCGGGGCCUAGAUCACUAUCAUUAUGUGGCCACUUGCAGUUCUUAAUCGACCAGGGAGCCGAAGUCAACGCCUGGUGCGGCGAAUUCGGAAACGCGCUGCAGUGCGCGGCAGCGAGCGGGUUCGGCGAGGGCAUGAAGCUCCUACUGCUCAGCGGUGCUGAGGUCGACCUGCCGGGGGAGGAGUGGGAUGCAUUUCUCAAGGAUGUUUACCCAACGUACAUCAUUUAUGUCGGAAAUUACGAGCCUGCAAAUGCCUGGCCACGCGAAGAGGAGGGUUGGAUCCACCGGCUCUGGGCUCUCCAAAUAGUCUUUGGCAUGGAGAGCCACAAGCAAAGCAGGGACGAGGGCGAUGACGAGGUUGUACGAGUCACCAACGGCCUGGAAUACUGGAGAGCGCUCGUCAACUACGUCAAAACCGGGGACGCGGAACUGGCCUGCCGUGGGAAGUGGUUGGUUGGCCGAUGCCCGACAUGA
Phialemonium atrogriseum is the source of this 2580-nucleotide messenger RNA. RefSeq lists its product as uncharacterized. NCBI's taxonomy places the organism in Eukaryota, Fungi, Ascomycota, Sordariomycetes, Cephalothecales, Cephalothecaceae. The transcript has 7 exons. Gene Ontology annotation, molecular function: protein binding. The coding region runs from base 1 to 2580 and encodes 859 amino acids. The record is from RefSeq and is a predicted model, not a curated record.